CUGUUUGACGCUUCUGCAAUGUCAUCUAGUAUAUUGUUCGGGGAGAACAUUUUAAACGGAAUUUGAGAAAACACUUCUUUACUCAGCGUGCAGUAAGAGUAUGGAAUAGUCUUCCUGCUAGUGUAGCGCAAGCUAAAACCCUGGGUUCCUUUAAAUCAGAGCUGGAUAAGAGUUUAAGAACUCUUUAAGAACUUGAGCUAUUAGUUAAGUUCUCCACAAACGAGCUUUAUGGGUCGAGUGGCCUCCUGUCGUUUGUAAAUUUCUUAUGUUCGUAUCACAAUUUUAUGUAUUUCGACAUUUAAAAAUAACAGGAAGGUUGUUAUAAUUUAUUAUUAAAAUAACAAUUACAAAAUGAACGUCGUUCGAUUAUUCAACCUUGGAGCUGUUUUGUAUCACGUGAUAUUUGCAGCCAAUGAGGAUACUGGUGUUAAUGUGGAAACAUGGCAGCGUUCAUCAGAAGCGUGGGUCGGCAGCUUAUAUGUAUUGAACCUAGAGCGAUUUUGUUAGCAAAGGAAAAUACGGUAGUAGACAUUAAGAGGCAUGUACGCGCUCUCAAGCGCAGGCCUGUCCGAGUGCUGUACCCGGAGGAUAAGGCUGGAAAGGCACCCAAACCAACACCGGCCAAACCUGUGGUUGAACACCAUCGGACUUCUGGCGGCCAGAAGGACACGGCGAAUGCGUCAAAAACAAACCUCAAAACGGCAGUUCAGAAAAACCUGGAUCCGAACUUCAUAAGUAAAAAUUCGGAUCGUCAUGCAGCAGCAAAAGUGUGUGAUACAUCUUCAGAUUUGCUGGAUGGAUUGCGGUACGAAAAGGCAUUCGCCGGUGACAAGAGAUUAGCGAGGGCGGUAAGCAUCGCUCGCUCCAGGAAGUACCGGGAGCAGCAGGGGAAGGUGCUGCUGGAGGGGCGGCGGCUGAUCUGUGACGCGCUGCGGGCCGGCGCCCUCCCUCAGACGCUCUUCUUCAGCAGCGUGGAGCAGCUGCGGGAGCUGCCUCUGGACAGACUGCGGCGAGCCAGCCUGGUCAAGGUGACGGGGGGGGACAUCCAGACGUGGUCAGACCUUGUUACUCCCCAGGGAGUGAUCGCUAUAUUCUCGCAGCCGGACGCGAAGCGGCUAGGAUUUCCCAAGGACCAGCGUGACCAGGCCGUGCCCCUCCAUCUAAUCUGCGACAACGUGCGCGAUCCGGGGAACCUGGGCACCAUACUGCGCUGCGCUGCUGCUGCCGGCUGCCAGAGCGUGCUGCUCACCAAGGGCUGUGUGGACGUAUGGGAGCCGAAGGUGCUGCGAGCCGCCAUGGGCGCUCACUUCCGCCUACCCAUAAUUCCCAGCCUGGACUGGGGCAAUGUGGCUGGCAACCUCCCGCCUGCAGUCACCAUCCACUUGGCCGACAACUGCAGUACCAGCGACAUCCACCGGGGGGCCACGGGUGAAGUAGAGCCAUCUAAACCGCUGGCCUCUCGAAAGGCGGGGGAUUACGGCUGGGUGAGAAGCCGGUCCGAUUCCACCCAUGCGGCCGGCGCCUGGGAGUCGGACUCUGAUGAAGAGCUUGAGGAUGAGAAGCCGGCAGUGUGUCUGCCUGUGGUGGGCGCCCGCGUGUACCACGAGCGCUGGGCGGUGAGCCACACGGCCCUCGUGAUUGGUGGGGAGACUCACGGGCUGAGCGUGGAGGCCCUGCAGCUGGCGGAGCAGACCGGCGGCCUCAGACUCUUUGUGCCCAUGGUCUCCGGCGUGGACAGCCUGAAUUCCGCCAUGGCGGCUAGCGUCCUACUCUUUGAGGGCAGGAGACAGCUGAUGGAGUCGGACGGUCAGGGUGGAGCAAGGAGUGACUGCUCCUGAUCACCCCAGCCCCCACCACCAGGGCUCAGGCAGUGUAAGGACAACUAAUGCGAACGGGAAAAUAAAAACGCCCGUAUGCUGUGAAAUUUUGAAGCAAAUACAAGAAUAAGACGUUAACUUUGUGGAUGAUAUGGCAAAACUUGCUGACUUAUACACACAUCUCAGACUCGAACAAUGCAUGUUGCGGACUAGAUCUUCCGAAACAGUCUACUGCUAUGCAGUUCUGUAAAUGACAUGCAGUGCAAUACUUUCCGCAAUUCAUUUUUGCUAAUAUAUGGAGAUAUUUAAAGCAACCCUGUGAACAAUCAACAAAGGAACACAAUGACAGAGGAUAUAAUUAACGUUUCGGUCCCCCGAGUCAUCAACAGCUUUCACUUUAUUGUUGUUUUUAUAAUUAGUGUACACAUCUGUGUUCUAAAAAAUGGAAAAAUAAAAACAAUGCUGAUA
Brienomyrus brachyistius is the source of this 2285-nucleotide messenger RNA. It is a transcript of the gene mrm3b, whose product is annotated as mitochondrial rRNA methyltransferase 3b. The transcript is spliced from 4 exons. Gene Ontology annotation, molecular function: RNA methyltransferase activity; RNA binding. Lineage: Eukaryota; Metazoa; Chordata; Actinopteri; Osteoglossiformes; Mormyridae. The record is from RefSeq and is a predicted model, not a curated record. The coding region runs from base 441 to 1838 and encodes 465 amino acids. Gene Ontology annotation, biological process: RNA processing.